This is a messenger RNA of Miniopterus natalensis, 1471 nucleotides long. NCBI's taxonomy places the organism in Eukaryota, Metazoa, Chordata, Mammalia, Chiroptera, Miniopteridae. The record is from RefSeq and is a predicted model, not a curated record.
AUGGCCGCAGGCCUGGGCCUCUGGAACGGCACCAGCAACGACACCUGGGACGGGGACGAGCUGGGCUACAAGUGCCGCUUCAACGAGGACUUCAAGUACGUGCUGCUGCCCGUGUCCUACGGCGCGGUGUGCGUGCUCGCGCUGGGUCUGAACGUGGCGGUGCUCUACAUCUUCCUGUGCCGCCUCAAGACGUGGAACGCGUCCACCACCUACAUGUUCCACCUGGCCGUGUCCGACGCGCUGUACGCCGCCUCCCUGCCGCUGCUGGUCUACUACUACGCCCGCGGCGACCACUGGCCCUUCAGCACGGCGCUCUGCAAGCUGGUGCGCUUCCUCUUCUACACCAACCUCUACUGCAGCAUCCUGUUCCUCACGUGCAUCAGCGUGCACCGCUGCCUGGGCGUGCUGCGCCCGCUGCGCUCCCUGCGCUGGGGCCGCGCCCGCUACGCGCGCCGGGUGGCGGCCGGCGUGUGGGCGCUGGUGCUGGCCUGCCAGGCUCCGGUGCUCUAUUUCGUCACCACGAGCACCCGCGGUAACCGCAUUACCUGCCACGACACCUCGGCCCCUAAUCUCUUCAACCACUUCUUGGUCUACAUCUCGGUCAUGCUGGGCCUGCUCUUCGCGGUGCCCUUCGCCACCAUCCUGGUCUGCUACGUGCUCAUGGCCCGGCGGCUGCUAAAGCCAGCCUACGGGACGGCGGGCGGCCUGCCGCGGGCCAAGCGCAAGUCGGUGCGCACCAUCGCCGUGGUGCUGGCCGUCUUCGCCCUCUGCUUCCUGCCCUUCCACGUCACCCGCACCCUCUACUACUCCUUCCGCUCGCUGGACCUCAGCUGCCACACGCUCAACGCCAUCAACAUGGCUUACAAGAUCACCCGGCCCCUGGCCAGCGCCAAUAGUUGCCUGGACCCCGUGCUCUACUUCCUCGCUGGGCAGAGGCUCGUGCGCUUUGCUCGGGACUCCAAGCCACCCACAAAUGCCACGCCUACGGCCCGGGCUGGCCGCAGGCUGGACCUGCGCAAGUUUCACAGAACUGACACCAAGACAGAAGACAGGUCGGCCAGCAGUGAGACCUACAGGCAGACGGAGUCCACGCUGCCUGGGGGUGGGAACACUAAGGACAUCAGGCUAUAAGACCUAAGCCCCUCCAGCCUUACAUGGGGAAAACUGUAGGGACUAUGACUUGUUCAAAUGAGACGGUCUCCCCAGAUACGGAUCAUCAUGACUCAUGCUGAUGGUCAAGGGAGCCAUGAUCCCAACACUCUGUUUUUUGGCAGGGGCUCAGGACACUCUCUGUGGUCCAGAGAGCUCAACAGUCCCCACAGCCCCAUCACCAUUUCUAUGUGUCAGCUGGGGAAUAGGUUUCAAGAAUGGCAAGGGUUCAGGGCCAGUGCUUCUGCCGGCCUGACUCACCCACAUUAAUAGCUGGCUGUACCUGCCAAGGUACCUAGGCCAGAGGCCAGCUGAACCAAGU